Molecule: messenger RNA, 531 nt
Organism: Hirsutella rhossiliensis
Lineage: Eukaryota; Fungi; Ascomycota; Sordariomycetes; Hypocreales; Ophiocordycipitaceae
Product: short chain dehydrogenase domain-containing protein
Exons: 3
Coding region: 1-531 (176 amino acids)
Cellular component (GO): membrane
Source: RefSeq, a predicted model, not a curated record
AUGGCGUCUUGCAUCUCAACGCCGGGCUGCAAUUGUCACUCAAGGGAGAGGGGCCGGUAUCUGCUGGCUAUUGUUGGACCGGAGACCACGGGCAAGAGAAAGCAACGAGCAUCCAACCUGCUAAACGACGACACAUCGGCGCUGGUGUGCAGCGGCCGCUGGAGAUACUCAAGGACUCUGACUUCCUCCCUGAGGCGGACCAGGAGAUUGACAUCAACAUCCUCCAAGCCCCAUGCCGUCGUUAUCAACGUGUCGAGCGUCCUGGACUUCGUCCCCUUUUCCAUCAUCAAACCGGUGUACAACGGCACCAAGGCGUGGCUGCACUUCUGGAGCAUGAAUCUCCGCACGCAACUCAAGAAUGCAAAGUCCAACAUCAGGGUGGUGGAGGUUGCUCCCCCGAUGGUAGCGACGGACUUGCAUCCCGAGAGGUCGGAUCCAGACAGCAACAAAAAGAACAACAAUCCCAGUAUGCUGAGCGUCGACGAGUUCACGCAAGAGGCUUCUACCAAGCUCGAGCGGGGGGGGAGAUGA